AUGUGGGCGCGCGCUUUCACGACGAACGCGCUGCAGACGGGCCGGGACGCCGCUGGUCGCCAAAACCAGAGCCUGGUCCGCGCAGCGCCAACGGCCAGCGGUGCUAGUCCCAAAACUUGCAGAUCCGAGUCUGCAGAUCUGGGAUGCCCAUGCGACACGACCGUCGUCGAAGCACUGGCAUUCGGGGAGAUAUCGAUCUCGGGCUCUUCGGAGCGUGUUGAUUCUGACUACCUCUCUGCCUCUCCUGCGGGCUCACGGCCAUCAACUGGCCACUCUGUCUAUAUCAGUAGUCUCGCUGCACGUUACACCAGCGUCUUCUCUGGGUUUCCGCACAGACACACCGGCACACAACCCGUCUGCCUUGUUUUUGAGACAUCCUCGUUCUACCCCGCACUGCCUCGACCUCCGAUGUAUAAGCCGGGCGGCCCUUGCGGUAUUCAGUUUUACCGUGCUCAACAGACGACGACUGGAACAGCUGCACAAUGCAACAAGACUUCAUCAAAUCCGCGAGCGCGUCCAAGUUUGCCGUCAACCUACCGCUUGCACCAUCCGUAUCCAGCCCACCUUGCCCGCCUCAGCGGUCGAUGUGGGGAGUCCCGGGCGCUGCAGCACGCGCAAGCCAUCUACAUUGCGGUGCCGUCUGCAAGUGGCCGAAAAGCGACCGGCCGGUCACUGGCGUUGUCUCGGAUCGCGUCCGCCGCCGAGGAGAUGAGCCGCAGUGGCUAUAGGAUUUACCUUAGUGCUUAA
Messenger RNA from Mycena indigotica, 747 nucleotides. RefSeq lists its product as uncharacterized. NCBI's taxonomy places the organism in Eukaryota, Fungi, Basidiomycota, Agaricomycetes, Agaricales, Mycenaceae. The transcript has 3 exons. The record is from RefSeq and is a predicted model, not a curated record. The coding region runs from base 1 to 747 and encodes 248 amino acids.